Molecule: messenger RNA, 483 nt
Organism: Gossypium raimondii (Peruvian cotton)
Lineage: Eukaryota; Viridiplantae; Streptophyta; Magnoliopsida; Malvales; Malvaceae
Exons: 1
Coding region: 1-483 (160 amino acids)
Molecular function (GO): RNA-DNA hybrid ribonuclease activity; nucleic acid binding
Source: RefSeq, a predicted model, not a curated record
AUGGACCCUCUAAAGUACAUGAUGGAGUCAACUGUUCUAAAUGGAAGGAUGACCCGAUGGCAAAUUCUGCGUUCUAAGUUUGAUAUAGUCUAUAUGAACCAGAAGGCAGUAAAAGGGGGUACAAUAGUAGAUUUUCUAGAUAGUAGAGCUUUGGAAGAUUACAAGCCUUUGAACUUUGAUUUCCCGAAUGAAGAUCCGAUGUAUGUUGCAACCACUGAAGAAGAUACUCAAGAAGAACAUCUUUGGAAACUAAUUUUUUACGGAGCGUCAAACGCUAUAGGGAACAGAAUCAGGGCAGCCUUGGUAUCCCCAAACGGAGAUCAUUAUCUCUUUACUAGUAAAUUGGAUUUUGAUUGCACAAAUAAUAUGGCAAAAUAUGAAGCAUGCAACAUGGGUAUUUAUGCAGCCAUAGAACGCAAGAUCAAAGUACUGGAGGUAUGUGAGGAUUCUGCAUUAGUGAUCUAUCAACUUAAGGGUGAAUGA